AUGACCACCAGGCAGCGUCGCGGUGGACCUGGAACGAAGUUCCGGAUCAAGUUUCAGGAGAUGCUGGACCACGUCAAUUGCUCGGUGGCACCAGUGGCUGGACUGGAAGGCGGCAUGUACAUUGACUACCGGCAGUUCAAGAGGAGCUUCAUCCAAAUUGGCACCUGGCUGGAGCCAGCUGUCAUCGUGGGGGGGCAGGGCCGGGACUGCUGGAUGUCGCAAAGCGGUUUCACUAUACUCGUGGCGUUUAAACACGUUCGGCCGAUCUCAAACAAGGAGACAUGGUGGCCCGGCACUGAUGACCAACACGGGGAAACAAUCAACCAGCUCCGACGAGUUGAAGACAGCGUCAACCCAGAUGCCGAGAUGGAGUUCGAGGACCUUCGAGGGAAGAACCACCUCAGGCUCGAGCUGAAGAUGUCGAGCUCCCCCACUCUGAAGUUGAGCUCCCAGCGGCAACAGCAGCAGCACCUAACACCCGACUUGGAGAAGACGCUCAAGCUCAAGGAAUUGCCCCACCUGCGCCCGAACCACACAACUCAGGACAUCCCGGCGGACCAGAUGCCUCUCUUGCUGAAAGCUAUCGAGGAGCAUUGGGAGGCGUGGAAGAUAUUCGGAUUGGCGGAGAUCCCACCUCUCGCGGAGCCCGAGCAAGCACGGCAGAAGUACGACAAUAACGUGGAGACAACGCCGAACCCGAAGUCCCUAAAGUUUCUGCCUGAGGGCAGGGACGUGCUGGGCGCCGGCAGCCGGACCCUGCUGUACAGGAGCAGGCACGAGGCGGGCGAGUCCGCGCUCGCCCUGGCGCUCUUCGAGGCCGACGGCGCGGAGCGGGGAGGUCAUGUUGGCCGCGCACCACGUCACCGUGACGAGGGCGGCCAUGGCCGACUGGGACGAGCUCCAGGGCACCGUCGAGCAGCGCAUCGGGAGCUUUUACGACGAGGGCUUGAGUCCUGUGGACGAGGGCGCCCUGGAGCGGACCGCCGUAGCGGCGCGCCGCGACCUGGCCGAAAGGCCCGCAUACUGGAGCUGCUGGACGAGCGGGUGAGGCCCAGCAUCCAGCAGGACGGCGGGGACAUCGCCUUCGAGCGGUUCGAUCAGGCCGACGGCAGCCUCUACCUGCGGCUGCAGGGCUCGUGCUCCGGCUGCGCGCAGUCGCACGCGACGCUGCAGGAAGGCGUCAGAAACUUGUUUCUGCACUACAUCCCCGAGGUGAAGCAGAUCGUCGGCAUGGCCGAGGAGGAGGAGGAGGAGAUUCCACGGCCCGGCUGGCGCUGA
Messenger RNA from Prorocentrum cordatum, 1278 nucleotides. Lineage: Eukaryota; Dinophyceae; Prorocentrales; Prorocentraceae. The record is from the annotation of a GenBank genome assembly.